AUGCGCAAUUGUUUCUUGUUUUUCGGGUCAAGUAAACCCCAAGUAAAGUCCGAAAACGAUCGUCGGAAACCCUUGGUGAUCAUCAAGGAUAACGAUUAUGAUACAGCCGCCGCCGGCGACGAGGUACACAAUCCGACGGCGGCGAUGGCUUUAAUUCUGCAAUCGUGGCUCAGUGGUCACAGGUUACGUUACCUGAUUCUCCUUCUCUGUUCUCCUUUACUUAUCCCUUUCAUUUGCGCUAUGUUUCCCUUCCUUUGCGCCGCUGAGGUCUUCGUCCGUCUCUGCCGCCGCCGUCGUCGGUCGAAACCGGCUCCUCCUCAAAGUCCACUGCCGCCAUCGCUGCCGCCGUUACGGCGGCGUGAGAACGAUGUAGAAGGCGGAAGCCAGGUAAAAUCGGAUUUUAGUUUGUUAGAUAGGUAUCUGAAUGAUCAAUUAGAGCUUGCUAUUGAGAUUUUAAAUGAAUGUGGAGGGGAUUUAACAUAUGGGUAUGAUUAUAUCGAUGAUUUUGAUCGUAAUCGGAGUAAUUUGUGUUAA
Molecule: messenger RNA, 534 nt
Organism: Lactuca virosa
Lineage: Eukaryota; Viridiplantae; Streptophyta; Magnoliopsida; Asterales; Asteraceae
Source: the annotation of a GenBank genome assembly